GAUAAGGGAGCGGAGUAAGAUAAGUCGCAGAUUAACUUGUGACCUUCUCUUUGGACGGACUUCUUAAUUUAUAAGUUGAAAUUAUGCCGAAUAUUAAAGUUUUUAGUGGUUCUUCGCACGUCGAUCUUGCACAGAAAGUCGUCGAUCGGUUAGGGAUAGAUCUUGGGAAAGUAGUGUUAAAAAAAUUUAGUAAUCAAGAGACUAGUGUAGAAAUUGGGGAGUCUGUCCGAGGUGAAGAUGUGUACAUUAUACAAAGUGGCUGUGGUGAAGUGAAUGAUAAUCUAAUGGAACUUUUAAUUAUGAUUAAUGCAUGCAAAAUAGCAUCAGCUUCUCGAGUUACAGCUGUCAUACCAUGCUUUCCAUAUGCAAGACAAGACAAGAAAGACAAGAGCCGUGCUCCUAUUUCUGCUAAACUUGUUGCCAAUAUGCUCUCUGUAUCUGGAGCAGAUCACAUAAUUACCAUGGAUUUGCACGCAUCACAGAUACAGGGAUUUUUUGAUAUUCCUGUAGAUAAUCUAUAUGCAGAACCAGCUGUUUUAAAGUGGAUCCGAGAAAACAUCGUAGAGUGGCGUAAUAGCUGCAUAGUUUCUCCUGAUGCAGGAGGUGCAAAAAGAGUGACUUCAAUCGCUGAUCGUUUAAAUGUAGAGUUUGCUUUAAUUCACAAAGAACGGAAGAAAGCCAAUGAAGUUGCAUCAAUGGUAUUGGUUGGUGACGUAAAGGAUCGAGUUGCUAUUUUAGUAGAUGACAUGGCAGAUACUUGUGGCACGAUUUGCCAUGCUGCUGAAAAAUUAAUGGAAGCCGGUGCCUGCAAAGUCUAUGCAAUACUUACCCAUGGGAUCUUUUCGGGUCCUGCAAUAUCCCGAAUAAAUAAUGCUUGCUUUGAAGCAGUUGUUGUAACGAACACAAUUCCUCAAGAGCAACACAUGAAAGAGUGCCCUAAAAUACAGUGUAUUGAUGUCUCGAUGAUCCUGGCCGAAGCGAUCCGUCGUACCCACAAUGGAGAAUCUGUCUCUUACCUCUUCAGUAACGUCCCUAUGUAGACAUGGCAUUUCAUUCCCACUAACAAGGUUUCCAUUCCUUUAGCAUGUUGCAGUUAUAUGUGCCAUAUGUAUGACUUUACUUUUAUAAUGUACAAAUUUUAAUAAAAUAUUUUGGAAAAAAAAAAACUUUU
This is a messenger RNA of Stegodyphus dumicola, 1171 nucleotides long. Its product is annotated as phosphoribosyl pyrophosphate synthetase. Gene Ontology annotation, cellular component: cytoplasm; ribose phosphate diphosphokinase complex. Gene Ontology annotation, biological process: ribonucleoside monophosphate biosynthetic process; purine nucleotide biosynthetic process; 5-phosphoribose 1-diphosphate biosynthetic process. The record is from RefSeq and is a predicted model, not a curated record. NCBI's taxonomy places the organism in Eukaryota, Metazoa, Arthropoda, Arachnida, Araneae, Eresidae. Gene Ontology annotation, molecular function: ribose phosphate diphosphokinase activity; ATP binding; magnesium ion binding.